GAAGACCGGAGGAGAGGAGAGGAGAGAGAGAGAGAGAGAGUUGUGAGCGUGCCGCCCGGCCACAGCUAAAGCAGGCGCGCGCUGCACGGAUGCUGGAGGCGCUCGCCGCGCGCCCUGCUCCCCGCCACCAUGUCCAACCCUCCGCACGACCCGUUCUACUCGUCCCCGUUCGCGCCCUUCUACCGGAGACACGCGCCGUACGUGGUGCAGCCCGAGUACCGGAUCUACGAGCUCAACAAGCGCCUGCAGUCCCGCACUGAGGAGAGCGACAAUCUGUGGUGGGACGCGUUCGCCACAGAGUUUUUCGAGGAGGACGCCACGCUGACCCUCUCCUUCUGUCUGGAGGAUGGACCAAAGAGAUACACUAUCGGGCGGACCCUCAUCCCCCGUUACUUCAGCACGGUGUUUGAGGGGGGCGUGACAGACCUGUACUACAUCCUCAAACACUCCAAAGAGUCCUUCCACAACUCCUGCAUCACUGUGGACUGCGACCAGUGCACCAUGGUCACCCAGCACGGCAAGCCCAUGUUCACCAAGGUGUGUACGGAAGGCCGUCUGAUCCUGGAGUUCGCCUUUGAUGAUCUGAUGCGGAUUAAGACGUGGCAUUUCACCAUCAGACAGUACCGAGAGCUCAUCCCACGCAGCGUCCUCGCCAUGCAUGCUCAAGACCCUCAGGUUCUGGAGCAGCUCUCCAAAAACAUCACCCGAAUGGGUCUCACCAACUUCACCCUCAACUACCUCAGGUUGUGUGUUAUACUGGAGCCCAUGCAGGAGCUCAUGUCCCGACACAAGACCUACAGCCUCAGCCCCAGAGACUGUCUCAAAACCUGCCUGUUUCAGAAGUGGCAGCGGAUGGUGGCGCCUCCAGCUGGACAUCCACAGAACUUCAAAACGGAAAUUUUCCCCACAAAUCACAAAAAAGAGCCCACUCGACAGACCACCACAAAAAGGAGAAAGAGAAAGAACUCGGCCAGCAGUGCGUCUAACAGUAGCCUUGGCAACAGUGCAGGCAGCAAGAAACGGAGCCCAGCCAACAGCUUCAGCCUGACCAGCCAGGUACCUGAUGUGAUGGUGGUAGGCGAGCCCACCCUGAUGGGCGGGGAGUUUGGUGACGAGGACGAGCGUCUGAUCACGCGGCUGGAGAACACGCAGUACGACGCAACUAACGGCCUGGACGAUGACGACGACUUCACCAGCUCGCCGGCGCUCGGCAACAACAGCCCGUGGGCCAGCAAGCCGCCCACAGGCCAGGACAGCAAACCCGAGAGCACGGCCUCCCAGCCCUCCCAGUAAAGAGACACUGCCUCCAGUGACGCCGCUGCACCACCAGGGUGCCCUAUAUCUCUCACUCUCUCUUUCUUUUAUUCUUUCUUUCUAUUAACCCUUUUUUCUACUGAGAAGGUGCCAGAACAUGUACUGAUUCUUGGAAACCAGAGAAACAUUUCCAUUGGUUUGACAGCCGUGCAAUAACUGCUGGAGAUCCUAAAAAGUUAAAACAUGUUAUCAUUAAAUUUAAGGAUGUGUCCCAAUGAUGUACUACUAGUAUUGCUAUUGUGGUAAGUAUUACAUAGAAUUACACUUAUAUUUUUGCCUUUCCAGGGCUUCCAAGGACUACACACAAUCAUUUACACUCAACACAGGUGAGAUUCGUCAGCCCAUUGCAGGGACACAGCAGGAGAGUUUAGCGCAGUUUGGAGUAUCCAACUUACCACAUUAACAUGUUUUUGGACUGUGGGAGGAAAUCCAAUCAGACAUGGGGAGAACAUGGAAACCGCAUCCAUAUAGGGAUUUGAACCCAGAACCCCAGCGCUGGGAAGUGGACAUGCAAACCACUAAGCAACUUAGCCACCAUGCCUCCUGUACUUACUGUAGUUUUACCAAUUAGUAUACAAUUGGGACAUAUCGUUACUUUCAACCUGUUAGUAGUGAUUUUAUUUAAUGUAUUUUGCAUGUUAAAUAGUAUUUUUUCACCACCGCUACAAAAAAAAUUCUAAUUGCACCCUUUGUGAUUUUUAUCAAGAUCAAAUGUUAGCGUUAGCUAAUGCUAGUGCAGCUAGCAGCAGAGUGAAUCCUGGUUGCAUUCACAUUUACAUGCAGAAGUGGCAUUUAUUCUUAUGAAAUUUGUUCCACCCCCUGUAAAACCCAAAAUGAUUGAUUAGUUCCACUAUCUAAAUUAACACAAAGAUAAUACAAACAAAAAAUAAAAACAUGAUUCAGUGACAUUUGAAGAACAAUUUUAGUUUUAUAAACAAAAAUAUAUGUAAAGACUAAAGUGUAAAGACAUUAAAACUUUUUUUACACUCAUCAGAUCUCCGUAACUAACAUGAUUCCUUUCCAGUUUCUCCAUGGCACUGAUACAAAAUCAUUUGUAAUGCUUUAAUUUUUAGAUUGUAGGCAUUGGCAUUGUGAUGAAUCAUGAUUUUUCAUCUUUAUUUUCAGUUUUUUUUAUUUUGGAACUCCAUGACACUGUACAUCAUGUGUAUUCUAUACCAGCAUGUAUUUGGUGCUGAAAAAGCAUGAGUUUUCCUUGCCAAGAAUCUUUAUUUUGAGGUGGAAAUAGAGCAUAGAGCAAUUCUGUUUCAGGCAGUGGCACCUUAUCAGUAGAAAAUGUUUUUUUUUUUUUUCUGACCUCACUUUCUACCCGGAUGAUGUAAUUCCUCAGUCAUGGUUUCAAUGGCAGUGUCCAUUUAUAUCAGAUACUACAUUCUGAGCUCCAAGACAGACUUCACCAGCGAUGGAUACUGGAAAAGGUUUGAAUGCCAUGAAACACAGUGACCUGCAGCCAUGAUGUGUGAGAUGUGCGAGAUGUUGAGAUGUUUUGGGGACUAAAGCAGCCCAAUGUUCUUCAGCAUCUAAACUAUAAACGGUCACCAAGGUAGCAAUACAUCUCCAUGGCGACCGCAGCUCCCAGCGGCGCUCGGCAACGGCCAAUCGUGAGCGAGACGGAUGCUGCUUGUCGUCGUCACAUUGGAGAACCGCUGGACUCCGGUGGAAAAAGGCAGUCGCUGAGCCGUCCACUGUUCACUUCACAAUUACGUGGUUUUGGUUUGGUUCUCGGAUUCGUUAUUAUUAUCAUUAUUUUUUUUUCCUUCCUCUCUGGUUUCUCUGUUUUCCUGCGUUCCUUCGACAUUAAAGAAGUCCCGCAUCUUCAGCUGGUGAUCGAGGAGGAGCAAAGACCUUGCAAUUGUGUAAAAUUUACAGUUGUAAUUUUACCAAAAAAAAAAAAACGAAGAAGCAGUUAUUUUGUUUCUGGGUCUAACUGUGUUCUUUUUAAGGACGUUGUGAAUAUUCUGUGAUCUCUUGUACUGUACCAAUGAGGUCGGUGCUCGCUCUCCGAUCGACGGCACAUAGUGACAAGCAUAUUCGUCCAAAUCUUACCUCUCUAUCCCUUUAACGACCCGCUCCCGGACCAGACUGUACCACGUUCCUGCAUGAUGUUCUGAGAAUCUGUAAAGCGUUUGUUUCUGUUCGUUUCCCCGGUCGGAGGCCGUGCUGGGUUCGGGUUCAUCAGUUUGGGGAAGCUGUUAGCAGGGUCAUGGCUGUGUAAAUAAAGACACUUUCUGCUCUGGUGGAUCCCGUUGAAGGCCGCUGACCCUGAUCCGCGAUGGCAGCUGUUUUGUUUAACUUUCAGUUGGUGGUGUUUUUUGAGAGCUCCUUUGUUUCUGUGUGAUGGACGACACUCUAAAUCCUCAAAUUCACUGUUUCUCAAUGUUUCUAUUAAUAUAUUUGAGGUUAUAUUCUUAUUUUUAGCGGUUGUCCAUUGACCAGUUUUUACACAAACAUAGAUGGAUGAAUGCACAUAUCCACCAAUUACAGAUGAGAGGUAGAUGAUGGACACUCAGAUACACCAAAAUAUAUUAAUUAAGAUGAACAUCGAGAAACAUUGGAUUUGAUGUGACAGUGUAUUUGUCGUACUGAGAGAGCUAAUUAUGCAUUUAUUGGUUUCAGUGUUGGGCCGAGGUGAAGUCAACUACACUCUUAUAUACUCUUAAAAUAAAGGUGCUCCAAAUGGCUCUUUGAUUUCCAUUUUUGACCAAAGUAGAACCGACUCUGUUCUACCCAGCUAACAGUGAAUUUUUUUUUUUACAUUUAACAUUCUAAGAAUGUUCAUUGUGUUAAGUUUUCUAGAUGUUCUUAGCACAUUAUAUUAUUUAACCUUUUUAACAUGCUUGGUGUCAAUGUUUAUUUUUUUUUUUCAGAAUGUUACUCCUAAUGUACAACAAAAGCAGUACAGCUCUGGAAAAAAUUAAGAGACCACUUUGGUUUCUGUAACAGUUUCUCUGGUUUUGCUAUUUAUAGGUAUAUGUUUGAGUAAAAUGAACAUUGUUGUUUAAUUCUAUAAACUACGGACAACAUUUCUCCCAAAUUCCAAAUAAAAAUCUUUUCAUUUAGAGCAUUUAUUUGCAAAAAUAAUAAAUGGCUGAAAUAACUAAAAAAAGAUCACAGUUUUUAUGCAUCUUUAAUGUUCUCUCCACCAGCUGCUUUUGAAUAACUUUAUGCCACUCCUGGUGCAAAAAUUCAAUGUUUUGUUUUAUGGCUUGUGAUCUUCCAUCUUCCUCUUGAUUAUAUUCCAGAGGUUUUUAUUAUCUCUUAUUUUUUUCCAGAGCUGUAUACCCUAUGUUAUAAUACUUUUGUCAUAUAAUGUCGUUUCUGAAAUCUGAACCAAAGAAGAAGUUUUUAGGUUUUUAGCACAAACCUAACCAAAAACGUCAAUUAAAAUUUAGGUUCAGGCAGACUUUACAUGCCAGACAUGCCAAAAGUGAUGUGUCCCAUGACUUUUGUCAUGUCCCGUAGAGCUGUGGGAUAUGUGUGUGUGCUGGGUCUCCAGCAUUGAAAGUAGAUGUGAUUUCUGCCAUAGUCACUUGUCUGUUGCAUGGACAAUUCUAGCCAGACACCAGGGGUCACGAUCAUUAUUACUUUUGGGCACGUCAGUGUAUAGGCACAAGAGCUGGGAAAUAUGACAAUAUUUUAUUGCAUCGUGAUCAAUUUUUUUUAUCAUAUCAACUGUAUACUUUUAAAAGUAUUAAAAGUAUAACAAGGCCACCAUGGCCGCUUAAAACACUCAUCCAAUGGUACAUUUAAUUACAAGCAGCUAUAAAAAAUCCUGUUUAAUUGAAUUAUGAGCAGCAAAAAUGUUCUAUGCAUAAAGAGUAAUUAAAUAGCAGUUUUUAAGAAUCUAAAAAAUACUCUGGUGCAAUAAAUAUUGUGUAUCAUAAAAUGUUUAAGUUUUAACAUAUCGACCAUCUCUAAUAGCCACUGCACAGCAUUACAACCAAUGCCUUAUUUAAGAUCACCUCAGGUGUGGAUGAUGGUGCAUCAGAAUGGCAUGAAUAUUUAACACUAGAUUUAAACAAGCAAUCUUCCAGUCCCGACUCACUUCAAAAACAUUUAGGCAACGGCUAAAUUUAAAUGCUCUUCAUACUUCAAAUUUCUGUUACAGCUAUGGUUCAUUAUAGCAUUAAAAUUAAAACUGGUUAUUGUGUGGCAUCAAGAACUAUUGGAAGCAUCUUUAUUUGUAAGAGUGAAGCUCCUGCACUAAUACAGACUGUGUGUUUUAUUGGGUUCAAUGUUCGAAAGUGAAGAAGCAAACCAUAGUGAUGAUGAAGUUGAUUAUAAUGAGGAUAAUGUGGAUGAUGGUCAGUACAGUCGACACUUAGCCAACCACAACAUGUAUUUUUGCUCUGUUCCUUUGUGUUUUAAUCGUUUUUAUUAUUUCCCCCUUAAAGAACUCACACCCUGAUGUAUUUCCAAGACCAACAACAACAGAAGAGCCCAAUCCUCUGAGGUCUUCUGUUCCGAUCUUGUAUUAUUGGAACUCUGCACUGUUUGUAUAAUAUUUAGCAGAGGUGUUUUUGUGUCAUAUCCAAAGUCUUGUAUGUAUGCUUUGCCAUUUUGUGUGCCAAUAAAAUGUGCUUACAGGA
Astyanax mexicanus (Mexican tetra) is the source of this 5921-nucleotide messenger RNA. It is a transcript of the gene ldb2a, whose product is annotated as LIM domain binding 2a. Gene Ontology annotation, molecular function: LIM domain binding. The transcript has 9 exons. Bases 130 to 1293 code for a protein of 387 amino acids. The record is from RefSeq and is a predicted model, not a curated record. Gene Ontology annotation, biological process: nervous system development; negative regulation of transcription by RNA polymerase II; positive regulation of transcription by RNA polymerase II. Gene Ontology annotation, cellular component: transcription regulator complex; nucleus. NCBI's taxonomy places the organism in Eukaryota, Metazoa, Chordata, Actinopteri, Characiformes, Acestrorhamphidae.